AUGAAGGAUAAUGAAUCAAAUUUAAUCGGUGACUUUAGUCAAUCAUUUAUAUUGCCUUUGUUAUCGCUUGGUCGUCAUGCAGAUCUCCGUAGUAUAUCUCAUGAUGUAUUAGCUAAUUUAUUGGAUGGCACAUUCAAUGAUUGUGUCGAUUCUUAUCUGAUAAUAGAUUGCAGAUAUCCCUAUGAAUAUGAAGGUGGUCAUAUAAGAGGAGCAAUCAACGUAUUUACUAAUGAGCAACUAAUUAAAGAUUAUACUGAAGACAAGUUGUGUAAAAAAUCUCAUAAAAAUGACAAAAUUAAUGUGAAGAGAAAUAUUUUGAUAUUUCACUGUGAAUUUUCAUCGAAAAGAGGCCCAAGUCUGUUACGAUACCUGCGUACCGCAGAUAGGGAAAAUAAUAGUAUGUGCUAUCCUUACUUGGACUAUCCAGAAAUUUAUUUGCUUGAUGGUGGAUACUGUAAAUUUUACAGUGAACACAGUUGCCUAUGUGUGCCGUCUAGUUAUCGGUCAAUGUAUGAUCCUGCCUACACCUCAGAACUAAGAAAGUUUGGUUUGAAAUCAAAAAAAAAAGCUUGCCACAAUUAUGAAACUUCACUAUUAGCUGGCAAAAAAACUCUCAAACGAUUGAGUUUUAAUUAA
Messenger RNA from Acyrthosiphon pisum (pea aphid), 636 nucleotides. RefSeq names its product M-phase inducer phosphatase-like. Gene Ontology annotation, cellular component: nucleus; cytoplasm. Lineage: Eukaryota; Metazoa; Arthropoda; Insecta; Hemiptera; Aphididae. The transcript is spliced from 4 exons. The record is from RefSeq and is a predicted model, not a curated record. Bases 1 to 636 code for a protein of 211 amino acids. Gene Ontology annotation, molecular function: protein tyrosine phosphatase activity. Gene Ontology annotation, biological process: positive regulation of G2/MI transition of meiotic cell cycle; G2/M transition of mitotic cell cycle; protein dephosphorylation.